AUGCUUGCUAACAUAGCCGCUGGCGCAGCAGUCAUUCUAGGAUACCAUCUGUCGCAGACCAAGCCCAAGCGGUCUGGAUGGGAAACCCUUCUGCCCACCAGUUGGGUAGAGGAAAGGAAGAGGGGGAUUAUCCCCAGCUCGUUGAGUCUCAUGGAUGUUCUUUGGAUUGCGCCACUCUGUGUUUUGAUGUACUGGGCGGCGAAGAGUAUAGCCACUCACUAUGGACAUGGCCUGGUCUUUCGGGAUAUCAACCGCACGCUUCGCGAACUCACUGAGGACGUCCAGACAGAAGCUACCAAUACAAAGAAUGGAGUGAGCGGGAACUCAUCUAGCUCUGAUUCUCCGGUUGAUAAGUCAUGCGAGAUGGCGAAGACCCUUCGACAGUCUGGCCAAAGCGAGAUUCAGCACUCGAGACAACGGCCUGGGAAGUCAGCCGAACCCAACGAAGCGAAGGAAGCCGCUAGUAUUGCGGGCCCAAUUCGUCCUUGGAGAAGAGGCAAUCGGAAGGUCAAGCACAGGCCCGGGCUCAAGAACAAGCGCAAGCCCAAGAACAAGCACGAGCACGAUCUCAGGAACAAGUUGAGCUCGAAGUUGAAGCUGAAGUUUAUUCCCAUACAAUUCACCGUCCUCGUUACAACGGCCAUCGCCGCGCUCAAAGCCAUUUCCAAGACUACGUCCAACAUCAUAACGUCCACGGCGAUUUCGCUCAUCGCGCUCACCGCGCUCACCAGCAGCACAGGAACAACUACCACCAAGCCCAUUUCCCCCCUCCCUUCAUAG
This is a messenger RNA of Aspergillus calidoustus, 780 nucleotides long. NCBI's taxonomy places the organism in Eukaryota, Fungi, Ascomycota, Eurotiomycetes, Eurotiales, Aspergillaceae. The record is from the annotation of a GenBank genome assembly.